Messenger RNA from Saimiri boliviensis boliviensis (Bolivian squirrel monkey), 1329 nucleotides. Lineage: Eukaryota; Metazoa; Chordata; Mammalia; Primates; Cebidae. The record is from RefSeq and is a predicted model, not a curated record.
AGAAGGGAAACUGCCCGGCAGAGGUGACGUGGGGACCGAGCAUUUCAGAUCUGCUUGGUAGACCUGGUGCAACACCAUGCUGGCUGCAAGGCUUGUGUGUCUCCGGACACUACCUUCUAGGGUUUUGCAUUCAGCUUUCACCAAGGCCUCCCCUGUUGCAAAGAAUUCCAUCGUGAAGAAUUCCAUCACGAAGAAUCAAUGGCUGUUAACACCCAGCAGGGAAUAUGCCACCAAAACAAGAAUUGGGAUCCGGCGUGGGAGAACUGGCCAAGAACUCAAAGAGGCAGCAAUGGAACCAUCAAUGGAAAAAAUAUUUAAAAUUGAUCAGAUGGGAAGAUGGUUUGUUGCUGGAGGAGCUGCUGUUGGUCUUGGAACAUUGUGCUACUGUGGCUUGGGAAUGUCUAAUGAGAUUGGAGCUCUUGAAAAGGCUGUAAUUUGGCCUCAGUAUGUGAAGGAUAGAAUUCAUUCCACCUAUAUGUACUUAGCAGGAAGUAUUGGUUUAACAGCUUUGUCUGCCAUGGCAAUAAGCAGAACGCCUGUUCUCAUGAACUUUAUGAUGAAAGGCUCUUGGGUGACAAUUGAUGCAACCUUUGCAGCCAUGAUUGGAGCUGGAAUGCUGGUACAAUCAAUACCAUAUGACCGGAGCCCAGGCCCAAAGCACCUUGCUUGGUUGCUACAUUCUGGUGUGAUGGGUGCAGUGGUUGCUCCUCUGACGAUAUUAGGGGGUCCUCUUCUCAUCAGAGCUGCAUGGUACACAGCUGGCAUUGUGGGAGCCCUCUCCACUGUGGCCAUGUGCGCACCCAGUGAAAAGAUUCUGAACAUGGGUGCACCCUUGGGAGUGGGCCUGGGUCUCGUUUUUGUGUCCUCACUUGGAUCUAUGUUUCUUCCACCUACCACUGUGGCUGGUGCCACUCUGUACUCAGUGGCAAUGUAUGGUGGAUUAGUUCUUUUCAGCAUGUUCCUUCUGUAUGAUACCCAGAAAGUAAUCAGGUGCGCAGAAGUAACACCAAUGUAUGGAGUUCAAAAAUAUGAUCCCAUUAACUCGAUGCUGGGAAUCUACAUGGACACAUUAAAUAUAUUUAUGCGAGUUGCAACUAUGCUAGCAACUGGAGGCAACAGAAAGAAAUGAAGUGACUGAGCUUCUGGCUUCUCUACUACAUCAGACAUCUUGCUUGUUUCAUAGGCAGAUAUGCAUUAAAUAGUUUGUACAAGCAACUUUCACUGAAGUUUAGAAGAUAAGAACCUGUCAUUGUGUUUAAAUGUUCCAGUAAUGUGAUGCCUCAGGUCUGCUUUUUCUUCUGGAAAAUAAAUGCAGUAGUCCUCUCCCAA